Molecule: messenger RNA, 8922 nt
Organism: Xyrichtys novacula (pearly razorfish)
Lineage: Eukaryota; Metazoa; Chordata; Actinopteri; Labriformes; Labridae
Source: the annotation of a GenBank genome assembly
GGGAGUGUGUGUGGGUGCGUGCGAGUCGUGAGGAAGCGGGAUAUGUUGCCUUGCAAAUGAUGCAUUAGAAACAAAGAGCAAACCCACGGCCGUUGGCUGUUUUUGAUGUACGCCCUUUUAUCGCUGUGGGUUUAUUUACUUGGUACAAAGUGCUCGCCCCACGCGCCUUUACGCAGAGCUUCAUCCGUGCGCGCACAGAACCUCUACUAUCUAGUCAUGGGUGUCCGGUAUGUCAAAUUCAUCCCCGCUGUAGGGCUGCUGAUUCUGGCAAUAGUUGGGAUCCUGCUGGUUGUCCUACCUGCCACAGAGACCGAGAUGCCUCCUGAAUAUAUGGUGAGAAAAGCUUUUUGUAUGUUUACAACAUCUGACACAUACGAAAAAAAUAUUCUUGAUGUGAUUUUAUGACAAGUAGCGAAAGGAUGCACCAGUGUUGAGACUUGUGAUUUGAAUCUGCAGUCACAUAUUUUCAUGCAUGCAUACAUUAGACCCUGUGGUUGUCACAGAUGUUGAAGCUGGCGUUUCCUUUUGCUGUAGGUCUGUCAGGAAACAAAAAAAUUCAUGAUUCGUGUAAGGUUGACUGUGUGUUUUAACUGUUUUUUGACUUGAGAAGGUGUGAGAUCUCCUCCAAUACCAUUUUCAAUUUCAUUUUCAGCUAUUUGCAAACUGUAGAAUUACAAAUAUUUAAAAAGCAUGUCUUCCUUGCACUCUCUUUGAGAUGCAUCAGAAAAAUUUUCCAAUUUCCAUAAUGGAAAUUAGAAAUAGGUUUAAAAAUGAAGAUCAUGCUGUGUUGGGUAAGAAAUCAAUUAAGAUAAAAAUGUAAGAUAAAAGAAAUCAAUUAAGAUAAAAAAAUUUCUAUGUCAUUAUUUUUCAACAGCAAAAGUGUAACCGGUUUGCUGUGUGACAGAUUGCAGAUUAAAGUCACCUUCGCGCUUAUUUUUUUUUUUUGUAGACCUAGUCAAUCUGUUCUUUUGUUUCUAUUGGUAUCUAUUUAAAAUUGCUAAUGCAUAUUUAUGUAUAAUAUAUCCAUGUACUUAAGUUCAUUUAAAGUGUCAUUGAGUUGCUAUGGUAAAAUGGGGCUCCAUUUUUUUAAAGGCUCAAUAUUAGUAGUCUGCUUUCAUGUAAACUUAUAAAGUGGUAAGAUAAGUUUUUAUUAUUUUAUCUUAUAAAGUGGUGUCAAAGUUAAAUAAAUGACACGUUUCCACUACUGUCAGAAUAAAAAUAGGUUUAAUUUGUUUGUAGCCUGUGUCUCUCCUAAAAUAGAAAAUAAUUCAGUGAUCUUGCAGUUGUCAGUAUAAAGGCUACAAACCUGGUCACAGUGGUUUCCUGGUUCAGUCUUCAGCUAUGGCCUUCUGCUGCAUGUUUUCCCCCUCUCUUUACGCUCUACAUUUCCUGUCUAUCUUCAGUUGUCCUAUAUAGUAAAGGUGAACAUGCCCUUAAAUAUAACUUUUAAAAAUAUAGCUAACAACUCAUCGACUGUUAUCAUAAAUGACAUGAUCUGGCAUAAAAAUGUCACAAUAUGAGCCUCAUAUCAUCCUGAUACGAACUUCCUCGGACUUGAGUGUGUUGGCUUAAUGCAUCAAGUGAGACAUGCAGCCCCAACCACACUGCCUGCUGUACCAACCACAGCUUUUAUACAGAGGAAGUUAUCAAACAGACAGACAAAAUGCACUGUCAGUUUGCUUCCUAUGAGAUACUUCCUAAAAAAUUAGGAUGGCAAAAAUUUUACUUGUUACAUUACACCAUCAGGGACUUUGUUUGCAGACUGUCUGCAGUAAGGCUGCUAGACUCCUCAACCUCUCCUCAUCCUCUGUAUCAUAUAUUAAAAACAAAGUUAGAGGUCUUAUCUUAUGCAUAUUAUACACAAUACCAUACCAGUACCAUAUAUGUAAAAUCCUGUAUGUUUUUACAUACCAAGGUUUGAAAGAUUUACUGGUUUGAAUUUAGUGUAUUCAAUUGAACAAAGGUAAAAAAUGAUGUGCAAUUAACUGUAUUCUGUUUUACACAAUGUUCUAACUUAAUUUGGAAUUAGGUUUGUUAUCCCCUUCUCUGUUUCAGUAUGGAGUCGUUCUGGAUGCAGGCUCAUCCCACACCUCCAUGUACAUCUACAAAUGGCCGGCAGACAAGCAAAAUGACACUGGUAUUGUUAGCCAGCACAGCGAGUGUCAUGUAGAAGGUGAGUGUGACAUUACACUGAGUGAACUUUAAAAUGAGGAAACUCUCUUACAUGGAUUUAUGUCGACCACAAAACUUUAUUAUUAACAGUAUGGUAGCCAAAUAUGACCAGACUUACAGUAAGUACACAUUUCCAAACAUAUUCAAUAUUUAAUUUAUGUUUCUAUACAUCUGAGUUAUUACCCAACAAUAUCUCUUUCACAGCUUUUGAGAAGAAAACACCCAAACACAGUCACUGACUAAUAUAAAAUAAUCAUAUAAAGAUAAAAGGUAGUUUAUUUGCACUAACAUUAUAACACCAAAAUAAAUGUAAUAACACUGACUUAGUACUGAGAGUGUGCUGGUUAGAUGAGUGGUAGAAAUCAUUCUCAUAAGCAGCGCUAAAAAAGUUUGAUGAUGCAUUUUCGGUUCACACUUUAAGUGUUUGUGUGACAUUCACUACAUUUUCGCUCUUGCCCAACCUCACUACAACAAUGACACAUCAUGAGCCAGAUCAAAGGUGUAGUCUUCAGACUUUGCACCAGCUGCACUGCCCAGAACUACACCAGUGGUUUGAUGUAUCAAAAGUGUCAAAGUAGGCAGUUAUACAGCUCAGUAUCAGACUAUAGCUUUUGUGGUCGAACAAAGUCUUGUUGUUUUAGCUACCUAAAUGUGACAUAAAUCCUCUCUUAAAUAUGAUUUUUUUUUUUUUGCUGAAAGCAGUCAGAUGUCUAAAGUACUAUCUUCUCAAGGUGUUAGAAGGUGAAAGAAGAUCUAAGAUAUUAUCUUUUAAACCUAUUUCUCAAAUGCUGGCUUGGAAACAGUCACAGAUCUUCAAAUAUGAUCUCAUCCAACAUAGACGCAGCUUGAGUAAAUUCAUGUUGUGGUGGUCAGCAAGAGGUGAUCCUAGGACAAGGAGAACAGAGAUUUAUAUCAGGUUCAAAAGUUUAACAGAAGUUAAAAAAGUCAGAGUUUCAAAGAAUACUCUCCAGAGCCAGGAGCACAGUUAACACGUGGUGAAAACUGAACAAUCAGGUGAAGACUGGAGUGAGGAGCCGGGUAAAAUGCACAGCAGGUGAUUGAUCAGGUGUGCAGCAGGAAAGGCAACAGGAGUGGCAGCAGUUGUGUGAUUACCGCAAACAGACAAACUACAGACUACACACACAAGGGAUGGGAAAAUUACAUAUACAGUGAAACACUGACCUUCAUUACAAAUCAAAAUGGCACAUUUUGUACUACCUCUUGAAGGAUACAAGAAUUAGAGCAAUACCAAGAAAUAUCUGAUGGACAAAUUCAACAAAAGGGAAGUCAGAAAACUUUUUUUCAUUUGUUUAGACCUGACUCACCCCACCACCCACCCACCCCCCAUGUCCUGAUAGUAAAGAUAAAGAUGUUCUCACUCUAACUUCCACAAUGCCAUCCUGUUGACCUUGACCCAAUGGAUUUACAGAACUGAGGCAGUUUCAAAAUGUUACAUCUUGUGCAAGACUUUUGUAUCUUAGGGUCUACUUCCUCAGCAGACAGGGCAUGCCUUCUUACUCAUUGCCCAUUAUUCCUGUUGCUUCAGUUUGUUUUCAGAGUCUCCUUAGAAACAUAAACUGGAGUUUCACCUCAGUUUAAUCUUCAAAAAACAGAAGUGCAGAUUUUCUAAAAGGUCAGGUCAAGUUCUUAUCAAGAAGAAUGACUUUCUCUUUCUGCCAAGGUGGAGGGAUAUCGAGCUAUGCAGGUGUUCGAGGAGGUGCAGCCAAAAGUCUGGAGGCCUGUAUGGAUCGCGCUGUAAAAGAAAUCCCCAAAUUCAGACACCAGCAGACUCCUCUCUAUCUGGGAGCUACUGCAGGAAUGAGGCUCCUGAGGUCAGUGAUUACUCCCAUUAAGAUAGGAUAUCUUACUCAAGACCACUAAACUCAUCAAGAAUGUAUUAAUGCAUUAAGGUGGACUUCAGCCAGACUUAACGAUCUCCAUUCAACUCUGACCACUUUUUUCAAAGCAUGGUAAACAGCUCAGAAUCCAGCCGGAUUCUGAAGGAAGUGGAAACCAAACUUAAGUCUUAUCCUUUCAAAGUCAAAGAGGCAACCAUCCUGAGUGGACAAGAAGAGGGGGCGUAUGGCUGGGUCACGGUCAAUUACUUAAUGGAAAACUUUGUCAAGGUGAGAUCUGACUCUUAACGUUUUCAUUCACUUUUGACAGUAAACUAUCUUUAUAUGACAAUGUGAAAUAAGAUUUUUGGACAUCCACAAUUACAAAACAGUCAGGAGAUUGUCUGAAAUGUUGAUAAAAACUGAAUUUGAUGCUUUAAAAAUCAUUCAAACCAAUCAUUUAAAUGUUAAAGCUGAAUUUUUUUUUGUUUUAUGAAGAAUAUUUGCAUAUUCUAUAUUUGAUGCCAGCAACAUGUUCAAAAAAGUCAGUAGCCUGUAAGGUAAAUUUGCCAUUGUGUGGCAACCCUCAUUAAAUGCUUGACAUUCUUUUCGGAAAUCAUGAGCUGCUUCUAUAGCGAGCAAUUAACAGUUUUGAUGUUAUUACUCCUCCAGUCUAUAGGAGAGACCUUGAGGAAGAUCAUCAAAAUAUCAUGUGUUUAGGUCAAAAGGCGUGGCCAUGGCGCCUUUUUAAACUUUGAUGGUUUUCCAGCGUAAAUGAACACUGAAAGGUAGUCACAAGUACCAGCCAUCAAAAAGGUUGCUGGUUUAAAUCAAACAAUUAAAGAAAGUUGUCCUUUAUUGUAUUAUUAUGCUAAUAAAUUAUCUUCUACCUUUGCCCCCCUCAAAAAAAAAAAAAAAAAAAAAAAAAGCCAAAGCUGAAUUAAAAACUUGAGAGCCCUGCUAAUUCACAUGCAAAUUGUUGUCAUUCAUUUUGAUUAUACUGUAUAAUAAUGGACUGAAUACUUGGUGUUUGUUUGCCAUUUGUUUUAGCCAAAGACUGAUAUUUUAGACACUGAAUUUUCCUAAAUUUAGCUCUACAUAGAUAUUACAGUGACAGUGGCAUUCUGUGAUAAGAUCCCCCUGAUAUCAAUGACUGUGAUCUCCCAGAUAGCGUGCCUGUGAUUGCAAAGGAGCUAUGACAGUGGAGAAAGACGCAGAUGUGGGCGUCUGUUGGGAAUUUGAGUAGAGCAGCCAGGAACAGAGUGGUAAUUCAGACAGACUGCAGCAGAUUUGUUGUUGUGCUGUCAGUUUGGACCAUGACGCCAAUGCAAAAGUAGACAUCGUGAAUUUGAUGUGAACAUCAGUUGUUUGCCAGGUGACUAACCGAUGGCCUCAGCUUACUCCUUUGUUUGUUUCUGCGUAGAAGUAAGUUGGACAAUCUUUUCAUGAUUUAUAUUUUAAUGUCUUUACUUGUCUUUCCAGUAUGGUUUUGUGGGGCGUUGGUUGAAUCCAGGCAGAAAAACAAUCGGUGCUUUGGAUUUGGGUGGAGCUUCCACUCAGAUCACCUUUCAGACAUCGGACAUGGUGGAGGACGAAGCCAAUGUGAUGGAGCUGAAGCUUUACGGACAGACCUACACACUGUACACCCAGAGCUUCCUGUGCUAUGGACAGGGCCAGUUCCUACAGAAACUUCUGGCUUAUCUCAUCAAGGUAAUGUUCAAUACUGCUUACAAUAACAGAUAAAUAUGGCUACUUAGACCAAAAUUGUCUAUUCUCUGUCAAUAGACUCUACAACAAGCUGCCAUAGAUUCAUAGGUCUAGUUUUAUGUUUCAGGAAAUAAUCUGAGCUGCUUUCUUGUGGGCUUGGAGGGCUUGGCUCAAGAAUCAAUAUCACUCUACUGAAUUCACCUUGAAUAACCUCAUCAUGUAUAAGUUGAUUAUCAUUCUGGCUUAAACUCCAAUGAAGCAACUGGCAAAGUGCAUAUAAACAUGUUUCCUUUUUUGAAACACAAAGAAAGUUAAUUUUGCUGAUAUUAAUAGGUGUUAAGAGUAGCAAAAUUCUCAAUAUGAGUACAUUUAAAGGGAUGAAUCAGUUUUCCAAUGGGGUUGUAUGAGGUACUCGUCAAUCGUGAUUGUGUUAGCCACAGAGUAUACCACUCAGCUAAGCCCUUCUGUUGAGAAAGUAUUCCUGACAGCAGCUCCUAUCAACUCACCUUAACAAACAGGAUGACACUUUAGAAGAAAGGAUAUCUCAUAUCUCUUAAAGCAAUAUUCCUGCAUCUCUUCAUGCAUCUCUUCUAGACUCAAGGUGUGAAGUCCAAGGUGUCCCAUCCCUGCUAUCCUCAAGGCUUCAACACUACCAUCACACUGGGAGCGGAUGUCUUUGACUCUCCGUGUACUAAGGAUUACAGACCAACCAAUUUCAAUCCCCUGAUGGUUGUAUCAGUGGUGGGCAAAGGAGAUUACCAGAGCUGCCUGGACAACAUUACAAAGAUGUUCUCCUUCACUAACUGCUCCUUCUCCAAGUGCUCUUUUGAUGGAGUCUUCCAGCCCAACCUGAGAGGAAGCUUCAUGGUGAGACACACAGACGACAGUUCUGACUGAUUAGUACCAUUCCAAUCCUCAAUGGCCACUGCUUAAAGGAAUAUUCUGGAAUAUCCCUUUACGGCAAUAGGCACUUUUGCCUUGUCAACAUAUUUUAAUACAUUCAUUAAGAGUAGACAAUCUAAUAAAUAAGUAGUAAGGUGAAAUUUUUUUUGCAAAAUUGUAAUGGUAAAUGUGCCAAACUUGAGGUAUGGAGGUAGUCGAGAUGAUAACUGUUGCUAUUCCCUUUUUAAGUUUGAUUGAUUUUAGCCCGAAUAGAAAGGGGUUGUUGUUUGUGAUUUGCAGGUUCUGGAAAAGGGUGUGUAUCUCUUGACUGACUCAGAGUCUCCUCUCUACAGGCUUUCUCUGCCUUCUUCUUUUCUCACAGCUACAUCAGCAACCUCACCAACAUCUCCCUAGCAUCACCUAAUCAAAUGAAGGAGGCAAUCCGACUCGUCUGCAACAUGAGCAUCUCUGAGGUAGUCAGCCACACUGCUGUCUGAGCUCAGCCCUUUUUAUAUCAACAAUUCUCAAACAUUAAAAAAGACCCAGUCCCAAUCUGCACCUUGAAGCCAAGUACUGAAUGCUAUCAGCUCAAAUGGCUGGGGGGGAUGCCUGGGAAGGCAGGACAUGACAUCAAACGCAAACAAUUGUUUGCCCUUGUAGACUUCUACAAGGGCAGCUCUCUUGUAUCCUCUCCUACCCCUCCUCCAAUUUCCUUCAUCUGUCCUUUGUCCUCCAAGAAGUGUUAAGAGCUUUGGACUGGCACUCAGCAUGGUGAGAGAAUAACCUUGGAAACCUGGGUUAGCACUUGUCCAAAAUAUGGCUCACAGGCAGCCCAUACAGUAGUAAGUGUAGAUUGGGAUUGGGUCAUAGUCAAGUGGUCAUUCAGUGUAGGCCCAAAUUGAAUAUUUUAAGUGCAGUUUAACUUUUACAAACUCUUUGAUCCCUGUAUUUUAAACUGCAGAUGACUGGCAUAACAAAACAGCCGAAGAAGUACAUGAAGAACGUCUGUGCUGUCGCCAAUUUUGUUCAGGUCCUCUUGACAAAGGGAUAUGGCUUUAAUGAGCAUUCAUUUCCUACAAUAUCGUUUCAGAAAAAGGUCAGGAACAUUUGAGAUGGUUUCAACUUUUUUUUCAUCAUUUAAUGGUCUUUCUCUCUGAAAUCCCUGAAACCAGGAUUUUAGUGCAAACAGUAAAGUUGUUUCACCCUGUCCCGUGUUUGUGUGUCUGCAGGCUGCAGGAGCGUCUGUUGGCUGGGCUCUGGGCUACAUGCUGAGUCUGAGCAGUAUGGUACCAGCAGAGAGACUUGGACUAAUGAAGGCUGUGCCCUCAGGACCCUGGGCUGGCAUACUCUUCCUCUUCAUCACUCUCCUCUUCUUUGCACUGGGAUACAUGGUGUUGAUCUACAGAAACACAAGAACUAAAGAAGGAAUGGUGUAAGAGCAAUAGCCUCUCAGAUUACUAACAUUUUCGUAUCAAACUUUCAAUCGGCAAAAUAAAAUUGCAUGAACGUGUAUCAAAAUAUUCAGCCAAGUAUUAAAAUGUCCUUCAUAACUUUGAUCUGUAAAUCUUUAAACUUUCUCCUCUUUUCUAAGAUUCUUGUCACUGUGAGAGAUUAAAUAAAGGGGAAAAAACAUGCUCUUUUAUAGAUAUCUAGACCUUUUCUGUUACAGCUUGACUGAUCUCUCAGAUAGCAAAGUGAAUCUAUCCUCAUGAUACCCUGGAUAGAUUACAAGACAAUGCCAGGUGCCUUCAAUAACUGUUGGUCAUUAUAGUUUAGAUUUUGGCUCUCCUCCACAUGCUAGGAUUGUGACUAAAAAAAUACUCUUUUAUGCAAGAUUUUGACCAUUUGUGGAUUUAGUAUGGACAACGUCUCUUUUGAUAUCAGUAUUAUCGCCUCUUAUCUUUGCUAUGAGAUAAUACCUCUUAAUUGUCUCUCUUUUUAACAUUUUUUAAUGUAAAAUCUGUGUUUCUUUUGUCAAAUGUUUGGGGUUUUUCUACAGAUGAUAUUUGCAAUCUUAUUUUUUAUGUUUUAAUGUAUCCCAAAUAAAAUGAAUGAAUUUAAAAACGUUGAGUCAAUGUGCUGUAAAAAUGUAUUCUACUUUACGUCAUUUCAUGACAACAUAAGCGGAUUGCUUCAUCACCUCAAUGUGAUAAAAACAGCUGCUAUGUUUUUUUCAGACAACUAACAGUGCCUAGAUUAUGAAAGAGCUUAAAGUUUGAUCGCUCUUUUUUUUCUAAUAAGACUCCCACAGUCGUCACAGUUUGAGUGGCUAUUUUCUCCUGUUUGUGUUGUUGCCAUACAAUAAAUGGACCAUUUUAAAAGUGCA